Molecule: messenger RNA, 2254 nt
Organism: Gadus morhua (Atlantic cod)
Lineage: Eukaryota; Metazoa; Chordata; Actinopteri; Gadiformes; Gadidae
Gene: thop1
Product: thimet oligopeptidase 1
Exons: 14
Coding region: 141-2162 (673 amino acids)
Biological process (GO): proteolysis; peptide metabolic process
Cellular component (GO): mitochondrial intermembrane space
Molecular function (GO): metalloendopeptidase activity
Source: RefSeq, a predicted model, not a curated record
UCGCGUGUUUAUGACGUCAGGUAACGCGGAAGUGAGUGAAGAAGCGUGUUUUUCUAAAGGGAGGCUACCGUUAUCCACACUAUCAAUCAUAAUAAUAACCAUAAGUCAUUAGAUCUUCAGAAAUACUUGAUCCAUCUGACAUGGGGCCUACAGCAGAGGGGGCGAGCGGGGCCAACCGGCUGGUGUGGGACCGGACCCCGGAGCAGAUCCAGGCCCUGGCCGCUGAGCUCAUCUCCCAGACCAAGCGCGUGUACGACGCCGUGGGGGCGCUGGAGCUGGACGCCGUCACCCGGGGCAACACGCUGAAGGCCCUGGCGGACGUGGAGGUGGAGUACACAGUCCAGAGGAACAUGCUGGACUUCCCGCAGCACGUCUCCUCCUGCAAGGAGGUGCGUUCCUCCAGCACCGAGGCGGACAAGAAGCUGUCGGAGUUCGACGUGGAGAUGAGCAUGAGGGAGGACGUCUACCUCAGGAUCGUAGCGCUGGAGCAGAAGCUGGAGGCGGAGGCCUUGGAUCCAGAGUCCAGAAGGUUCCUGGAGCGUCUGAUCAAACUGGGCCAGAGGAACGGCCUCCACCUGCCCAAGGAGACCCAGGAGGAGAUCAAGAGCAUCAAGAAGGAGCUGAGCAACCUGAGCAUCGACUUCAGCAAAAACCUGAACGAGGACACCACCCGCCUGGGCUUCACCCGCGAGCAGCUCGGCGGCCUCCCAGAGGACUUCCUGGGCUCUCUGGAGGUGGAGGGCGCCAUGCUUCAGGUCUCUCUGAAGUACCCGCACUACUUCCCCACCAUGAAGAAGUGCUGGAACCCCGAGACCCGCAAGGCCCUGGAGAACGCCUUCAACUCCCGCUGUCAGCAGGAGAACUCGUCCAUCCUGAAGCAGCUGGUGUCGCUGCGCGGCCAGAAGAGCGCGCUGCUGGGCUUCAGUACGCACGCAGACUUUGUGCUGGAGAUGAACAUGGCCAAGUCCGGGCAGAAGGUGGCCGGCUUCCUUGAGGACCUGGGCCGUAAGCUGAGGCUGCUGGGCGAGGAGGAACGGGCGGUGCUACUGCAGCUGAAGGAGAAGGAGUGUGAGAAGAGGGGGCUGGCCUUCGACGGACAGCUGCACGCCUGGGACACGCGCUACUACAUGACCCAGGUGGAGGAGCUGCACUACGCGGUGGACCAGAACCAGCUGAAGGAGUACUUCCCGAUGGAGGUGGUUACGGAGGGCCUGCUGGCCAUCUACCAGGAGCUGCUGGGGCUCUCCUUCCAGCUGGUGGCUGGCGCCCCCGUCUGGCACCCCGACGUCACCCUCUACUCCGUCACCGACCGCGCCUCCUCCGCCCUGGUGGGCCAGUUCUACCUGGACCUCUUCCCCAGGGAGGGGAAGUACGGGCACGCCGCGUGCUUCGGCCUGCAGCCCGGCUGCCUGCUCCCGGACGGAUCGCGGCAGAUGUCGGUGGCGGCCAUGGUGGCCAACUUCAGCAAGCCCACUGCGGCCGGCCCCAGCCUGCUGCAGCACGACGAGGUCGAGACCUACUUCCACGAGUUCGGACACGUCAUGCACCAGCUCUGUGCUCAGGCGGACUACGCCAUGUUCAGCGGGACCCACGUGGAGCGGGACUUCGUGGAGGCGCCGUCCCAGAUGCUUGAGAACUGGGUGUGGGAGGCGGAGCCUCUGAGGAGGAUGUCGCGCCACUACAAGACAGGAAGUCCCAUCCCCGACGUUCUAUUGGACAAACUCAUCAAGUCCCGCCUCGCAAACACUGGUAUGAUUAACCUGAGGCAGAUCGUGCUGGCCAAGGUGGACCAGGCCCUCCACACCCGGCCCGGCCUGGAGCCUGCAGACGAGUACAGCCGCCUGUCGGCUGAGAUCCUGGGGGUCCCUGCCUCGCCAGGGACCAACAUGCCGGCGACCUUCGGCCACCUGGCCGGGGGCUAUGACGCCCAGUAUUACGGCUACCUGUGGAGCGAGGUCUUCUCCAUGGACAUGUUCUACAGCCGCUUCAAACAGGAGGGCGUCAUGGAGCCCAAGGUGGGUAUGGACUACAGGAAGUGUAUUCUGCAGCCUGGCGGCUCAUUGGACGCCUCAGAGAUGCUCCGGAAGUUUUUGGGGCGUGAACCAAAACCGGAAGCCUUCCUGCUGAGUAAAGGGCUAGGCCCCGCCCCCUGCCCCUGCUGACCAAUCACAGCCCGCUAAGGAGGAAAUGACUCGCUGUAGAAAAUACAAUGUCUUGGUGAAAAAAUAUCAAUAAAUAAAUGAGUGCACCUUGA